This is a messenger RNA of Moneuplotes crassus, 1197 nucleotides long. Lineage: Eukaryota; Ciliophora; Spirotrichea; Euplotida; Euplotidae. The record is from the annotation of a GenBank genome assembly.
AUGAUUUCUUCUAAUUUUUUAGCUAAACCUAAGCCCCUGCCCCAGCCUCCUGCUUUACUGAGUUUAACCAGGAAUUUGGAGGUUAUUGCGUACUUUGCCCCUUGAGGGGAGCAAGGACAGGUUUUGGCAAGGACUGGAGGGCCUGGGGAGGAGGGAGAGGAGAGGAAGGAGGGGAUUUGUGAAGAUGAUGAGAUAUCUCAGACUCGCCAAGAUCAGAGAUCUCUAAGAAUGUAUCAGCCAUCAGACGAUUUAAAAAAUAUUCUUCCUCUUGGUUUUCCUCAGCUUUGUUCCAAUAUUCCCGGGAGAUGAGGCUUCAUGCCUCUCACUAAACAUCUAAGGAACCUCAAAAUUUGUCUGAAUCACUCAAAAGAGGGAGUAUCAACAGACUGUGUGACAUGCUUAAAUUCCAAGGAGAUCUGAGACUUAAAAUAUGAAGAGUUUAGGCCACUUUUGAAUAUUGAGCCAAAACUGGAAGAAAGAACCCUAAACAGAGGGGCCAGAGAAAAGGAAGAUAAAGAUUUCACCCUUCAAGAGAUGAACCAGAAGUUGACUGAAUACAUUAGGCUGAAAUUAGAGGACUUUGUGAGGAAUAGAAGAAGAAAAUAAGGAUGAUCGAGUUACUUAUGUGUUUAGAAUGGGCAAAGAAGUUUUCAGAAUGCUCCAAUAGGAAUGGCAGAUCCAAGAAAAAGGUAUAAAAAUGCAGAGAGAGACAAUUAUGCUAAAGCUUGCUUUAUCACCUUCAAAAAGUGUAUGGAAUUACUAUCUCAGCCAGGUCUUCAGGAUUAUCACCAAGAGCUUCAAACACAACCUCAAGAAGAUGAUUGAUUAGAGGAAAAUGGAGAUGGGGUUUAUACUGACCCGUUAAAGAAACUAUAUUGAGACUGCCUCCUUUUGAGAUUCUUCGAGUUUGCCUCAAUACAACUGUCACCUAAAAAGGUUAGAGCUUUAAUUCCACAAAGAUUAGGAGAGCAAAGUGGGACGAUUAAUUCAAGUUUAGAUAUGGUGAAGAACCUCUAAAAGUUAUCCCAGCAGUUAACACGACGUUAUGACUUAGGAGUUCAACAUCAAAAAAGAAUAUUGAACAGCUUUUGAAGGCCAAUAAGGUUUUAUUGGAGGUAUUCAAACUCAUCUUAAUGUUGUGUGAGAAGAAGACAACGGAUGAACCCACGACUCCAGCUAUUGAGAUGCCUGAAGAUG